Lepidothrix coronata (blue-crowned manakin) is the source of this 543-nucleotide messenger RNA. RefSeq names its product SRSF protein kinase 3-like. The record is from RefSeq and is a predicted model, not a curated record. NCBI's taxonomy places the organism in Eukaryota, Metazoa, Chordata, Aves, Passeriformes, Pipridae. The transcript is spliced from 5 exons. Gene Ontology annotation, molecular function: ATP binding; protein kinase activity. The annotation marks the transcript as partial. Gene Ontology annotation, biological process: regulation of mRNA processing; protein phosphorylation; spliceosomal complex assembly.
CCAGGCGGGUACUACCCGGUGCGGAUCGGGGACCUGUUCCACGGGCGCUACCACGUGGUGCGAAAGCUGGGCUGGGGCCACUUCUCCACCGUGUGGCUCUGCUGGGACCUCCGGCGGAAGCGGUUCGUGGCGCUGAAGGUGGUGAAGAGCGCGCCGCAGUACACGGAGACGGCGCUGGACGAGAUCAAGCUGCUGAAAUGUGUGCGGGACUCGGAUCCCAGCGACCCCAACCGCGAGAACAUCGUGCAGCUCAUCGACGACUUCAAGAUCUCGGGGGUCAACGGCGUCCACGUGUGCAUGGUGCUGGAGGUGCUGGGCCACCAGCUCCUGCGCUGGAUCAUCAAAUCCAACUACCAGGGGCUGCCCCUGCCCUGCGUCAAGAGCAUCGUGCGCCAGGUCCUGGAAGGUCUGGACUACCUGCACACCAAGUGUAAGAUCAUCCACACCGACAUCAAGCCCGAGAACGUCCUGCUGUGCGUUGGGGAGCCCUUUGUGAGGCAGCUGGCGGCCGAGGCGGCGUGCUGGGCACGGGGGGGAGGCCCC